AUGUAUUAAAAUAAAAUAUUUUGUGCAUUAUCUAGUAUUGCCCUAAUAUUUUUUUGCGUUAAUUUUAGAGAAUCUUUACCAGCAUUAUAUUUGGUAGAGUGCUUGAUUCUUUUCAAAACAAGUAUUUAAGCGAGUUUUAAAAGAAAUGAUAGAAUUUUUAAUGAAUUAGUGCAACAUAAAGAGUAUUAUAUAUAUUUGAUGAUUAAAGGACUCUUUCUAUAAAAGAAAAGUUGAUUUUAAUAGAUAAAUCUUUUAGAAUAAGCAGAUUGUAUAAAUUGAAAGUAAUGAUAAUUCUUGGAAUCAACAUAAUAAUUUUACUAUAUUUAGGUGCAAAUUUUUAUGCCCCUGAACUUUUAAAUUCCUUAUUAGCUUUAUAUAAAGAAUAUACUAUAAUAAUUUAAGAGAGAGUAUAAUAUUAUGUUUUUAAUUUAGAUGAAAGAUUUAACUCUAUUUUAAAAUGUAAUCUAUAACAGCAUUUUCUUUUUAAUUAGUUUUCCAUAUAUGUCAUCAGAAUUUACAAUUUAUUCAAAAGUAAAUUGGAGUUAUUUUCGAUUCUUUAAUACUAUAUCAGCAUCAUAUCGUUACCUUUAAGUAGAUAUUUGUAAUUAAUUGUAGUUUUUAGAAGCUAUAUUAUUAUUGGCUGCUUCCUUUAUGAAACCAACAUUAGCAGCAUAUCCAUUGAAUUUCUAUGCAUUUAUACUGAUUUAUGAAAUUAGUAUUUAAGAACCUUUCUUUUUUAAAACUGUAUAAUUUUAUAGUAAUUAGUAUUUAGUUUAAACAAAGUUUCAAGCAUCGAAUAAUAUGUAAAUUUUAAGUAGUAAUUUAAUACUCAUUAAUAAUAAUUUUGGCAUUAGAAUAUUCUGGAUUACCUGAAUACGGAUUAAAUAGUUUUUAAACUUUAUUAUCAGGAUUAAAAACAACUUAUGAUGGUCCUUAUUUACUUACUUUGGCAAUUGCUUAUUUUCUUAAUAUCAUAAUAGAUGUGCUUUAUAAUGUUAGAUAAUUAAGAGGAUAAGUAAGUAAAGCAAGUGAUUUAUCAAAUGAUUUUGAUUUGGAUUUAAUCAAUUAUUUAGCAUAAAAAGAAAGAUAGGAAAGGAGAUAAACAGUAGUAGCAUUAAUAAUUCAAACAUAAGACAAUGGAAUAUAAGAUUAAAGAGAAUAACCUGAAAAUGAUAAUAUUGAUAUUAAUAGAGAAGUUAGAAAAAAUCAUUUUGAACAAGAAUAAGAAAUAGAUGAUAAUUUAGAUGGGCAAGAAAAUAUUAAAAAAAAUCAUUAAUUUUUAAUAUUUAGAAUCUUAAUAGCAAUUUAAUAACUUUAUUGUGUUUUUAUUAUUAUGAGAUUUCCUUAUUUGGGAUUUACUUUAUCUAUUUUAUGGAUUUUUUAAAGUUCAAUUACAAGGAAUCCAGAAUCCAUAAUAUAAUACUUAUUUUUUGUUUAUUAUCCAACUAUAUUUUAUUAAAUAAGAGAAUGUGAAAAAUUAUUAAUAUUUGAUUAAUGUUUGAUUUGGACUCAAAUUUUUAUAUGUUUUGCAACAUUAAAAUUUUAUUUGAAUAAUAAAUAAUAAAUUUUAUCUGCAUUGAAAUCAAAGUAAUCAUUGUUUUAAUCAUAUUUUAAUGAAGAAUAAGAAGAAGAACCAUUUUAAAUUGCUUAAUUAAUUUGGGCAUUUAUUUUAAGAAAUAGUUAUUCUAUAACAUUAGUAAUUGUCUUUUGGAUUAGUUUAUUUACAGCUAAUAUUAUUCAUACACUUUUAUUGGUUACGACUAUUUUAUUUAUUGUCAGACAUGAAAAUAAAAAUAGAUCUCAUUCUUAACAUUCAUUCAGACAUCGAAAUUGGAUAUGGAUGGUUGUUAUCAUCAAUAUCAUUAUACUUUUGAAAUAUGUUUAUAUGUUAGAGAUGGUGGUAUUUGGAGAUUUUGGUUAUAAUAUAAUUGAAUUGUUUGGUCUCUAAUUUGAAUAUAAUCUACCAUUUAAUUUGGGGUUUAAUGAUAAAGAUUUUGGAUCUUUAAGUGUUUUUUGGAUGCUUGAUUGUUUUGUUAUUUUAUAAUAUGAAACAUAUAAAAGUACUACUUAUAAACAAUUGCAAGAAAACUAUUAAAAAAUGAUUUCAAAAAUAGGUAUAUUUUCAUCCAUUAGAUAAUUAUAUAAUGUAUUAUAUAUUAAAUUCAUUAUUUGGAUUUGCUAUUGGAUUUCUUUAUUAAUACUCACAUUUUAAUCUUUUAACAUUAUAAACUUAUUUCAAAUUCUCCAAUUAAUCUACAUUAUCAAAACCCAUAUUUCAGGAAUGAUUAAUAAGGAUAUUCAAUUUAGAAAAAUUUAAAUAUGUUGGAGUAUCUUUUUAAUGUAAGUUGGAUUUGCAACAUUAUUUAGAUAUUUAUUUGAUUUUUCUUGGUAUGUAUAUUAAUUAAUAAAUAAGUUUGUAAUUAUUAUCAACAUAAUUGAGAAAGAUCACAAUCUAUGAUUUUUUGUAUACACAUUAAGUUUUUAUUGGUUUAAGUAAAAGAGUGCCAUUUUUGAUAUUUCCGAAUCUUGUAUUAGAUAUUGCAGUUUUAUGUUUAGGAUAUUUAGGGUAAGAUUAUUUGUAAUAAAUGAUUUCAAUAAACGACUUAACAGUUCAUUUAUAAAAAUAAGGCAACAAUAGAAAUGAGGAUAAUGAAAUAGAAUUAGAAGAUUUAAGUAAAAGUCUUAGAGAGAAUCUUAUAAAUUCUAACAAUGAUUCUUAGAUGGAAGAUAGAUAAUCAAUAGCAGCUAAUUUUUCUUUUGAUUUUACAAUUAAAUUGUAAGGAAUUAAGUAUGUUAUUGUUUUAGUCCAUUUAUGAGUGUGAUUUUCAAAUAUGUGAGUUUAUUGUUGCCAAUUACAAUUUAUAUACUUAUAGUGAUAACAUCGAUUAAAUAUAAGAUAUCAUGUAGUAUGCUUCUUUAUUUAUUAAUUAUGUUUUAUUACAUUUACAAGACAAGACAAUAUUUUAUUGAAUAGUUUUAAAAUCAUCAAAUAACAAGCAAACUUAAUGAAAGUAUUAAUUUAAUUAAUUAGAAAUAAUAAGAUGGAGAUAUAUAUUUAUAACAAAAGUUGAGAAGGAGGGAAUGAGAGUUAGAAUGGAAGAUAAUGUAACCUCAAAAUACAAUACAAAUCUUAUUUUGACUAUCGCUAUGAUAACUAAAGACAUAAAGUUAAAAUCAUUUGAAUACAAAAAGGCUUGUUGGCUUUGUACUCUAAUAUUUAGUGUAUUAUUCUUAUUAAUUACUUAUUUAUCUUAAUCUUUAAAAUAUUUUGAAGAUUCUAUUGAUAUAAAAACAAUGAUUAAUAUUAAAUAUAUUUUAUUUGCUUUUGGAACAUACAAUGAUUAUUAAAGAGAUGAUUUGAUUGUUAAAGAUAUUUAUCCAUAUUUGAUUGCUUUGAUUAUUGUUAUUAUAGAUGUGAAAGCAUCAGACUAUUUGAAUUCUAUUGAUAAGGAUGAUUAACAUUAAGAAUAAAUGGCGAAAUCAAUUUAAAUGACUGAAUAAUAUAGAAUAUCUGGAAGAGAAUCAAUAUAGAAUUCGACUUCUUAUUUGAUUGAUAAUUUCUAUUACAAUAAAUAUCAAUUACUAAAAUUGAACUUUUAGAAAGGAGCAAUUCAUUCAUCAGAAAGAAUGUAUAUGAUUAUUUUAUUCUUUUUGGCUGCUAUUUCUGAAGGUAUUUUCAGCAUAAUUUACAUAUUAUUAUUUGCACUUGUGUUUUAUUCAUCAACUAAUUCUAAAUCUACUAUAAAUAAGUAUAUUAUUUUAUUAUUUUUUAGAGUGAGUGUAAUUGUAGUCAUUUUUCAAUAUGUUAGUUAUUUGAUAACAUUAUCUUAAGAAUCUUCUCCAAGAAUAUUACCUGAAGAAUUUAAUAAAACAGAAUAUUUGAUUUUCAAUUUCUCUAAUACAGAUUUAUUAGAUUAAUGGGGAUUGUCUGGUAAAGGUAGAAGUAAAGGAACUUUUAUAUUUAAUUGUAUAAUAAUAUUUGCAAUUUGGUUAUUCUAUUAUUUUUAAGAAGUGUUAAGUAUUAAAAUGAUUUUAUUCAUUGAUUAAUGUUAUAUCAAUAUGAAAUUGAAAAAAAAAGAAAAACAUAUCUCAUCAAAAUUUUAUAUCAUAAUCAAAAGAUUAUAUAUUAUUAGCAUUGUGUAUUUCAUAUUAUUAGUAUAACUAUCUGUGUUAUGUUACUAUUUAUUCGUGGUGUAUUAAACUAGAAUAUUAAAAACUAUUAAUUUAGUAAUGUUUAUGUUUACAAUGUAAUUUAAAUAAUACAAUUUUUAGAUUGUCACUAUUUUUUAUCGAGAUACAAUUGAAGAUACCAAAGAAAUAAACAGAAAAAAGAAAUGAUAUAUACAAAAGAAUAAUAUUUGUUUAGGAAGGAGCUAUUCUUAUAAUAUUUACAAUUUUAUUUGCAGAGAAAUUAAUUAAAGAUGAUAAUAGCACUUAAAGUAAUAUAUCAAUAGUAGAAAUAUUUAUAUUUUAUCUUUUAUAAUUGGGUAAAGAUCUUUUAGAAUCUGAGUAAUAUGAAAAGAUAUCUAAAGAUUUUUAUGAUAAUCUUGAUACAAGAUCAGAAGCUGUAGGAUUAGCUAUGAGUUUUGAAGCUAAUAAUAGAAAAUUGAUGAAAUUAAUAGAAAGAUACAAAGAUAGAAAUGAUUUAAAAGAGAGAAUAGAUACUAUUACAAAAAUGAUAAAUGAAUUUAAUUAAGACAAGUAUGUAUAUUGUAUAUCUGAAAUAGUCGUUAAUCUGAUUGUUAAGUUAUAAGUAUAUAAGAUUAAUAUAAUCCAAUGGCAGAACCUUUGAAAUUAACAAUUUACAAAUGGAUAGAAUCACAUAGAAAUAGAUUUUUAUUUGAACCAACAUUGUAAAUAUUCCAUUUUAUUGCUUGUUCUAAUUUACAAGUAUUAGAAAUUGCUGAACAUGAAAUUUAGUAUAUUUAGAAUUAAGAUUUUGAAUCAGUAAUAUCUUAUUUAGAAAGUUUCUAUAAAGAGGCUACGAAAUAUAUUUCACCAUCUUUAAGUAAAGAAAGUUUUAUGCAAUAAUUUUUAUAAAAUAAGAAAAAUUCUGGAUUUAGUCAAAAUAAUGAGAUUAGAUAAAUAAAGAAGGAUUGGUAAUGUUUAAAAGAGAAAAUAUCAGAUCAUGCUUCAUCAAAUAAUUUAACUAGAGAAGAUAUUUCAUAAUAUGUAAAUUAAUAUGAUUGGAAGAGAUUUCUUUUAGUGAUAGGACAAUUCAUAUUUUCAUUUUGGCAUUUUAUUUGUUUCAUACUAUUAAUUACUUAUUACUUUUUAAAUCAUGGUUUCUUUACAAUAAUUUUGCCUAUAUUAGUAUUUGCUUAUGGGGCAAUUGAAGAGUAAUAACCAGAUAAAUUAAUGUGGAUAUUUCCUUUUGUUUAUCUUAAUUUUUUAUGUGCUUUAGAGAAAUUGGAUGAUCUUACUCCAUUUUUAUAAAACAAUCCAUAUUUAGUAUUUUUAUUUGGAGAGAAUUCAGUAGUAUUUUAAUUCAUUACAAUAAUGGCUAUUAUUAUAUAAGUAAAUAUAAUGAAAAAUAUUGGUUUAUAUGAGAAAUUCAUAAAUUAAUAUGAAACAAUAUAUGGAAGUAUAUUAAGACAUUUAUGUAAUGGAACUUUGAAUUUGGAAGAUGGCAUUAAGAGACCUAAAUAAUAGAAAAUAAUAAGAUCAAAAAGUUAAGAGAGAUUUUAGAGUUUAAAUACAGCACUAUAGGCUUAAAGAGUUUCAAUAUAGAUGAACUAAACUUUUGCAGUGUUAUAGAAAUUGGAAGAUGAUUUGAUUGAUUAUCUAACAAGAAUCAAAUUAAUAAAACCUAAUUUUUUUUUUAGAGCUUUUAGUAAUAUGAAACCAGGGAAAGAUGUUUAUCCUUUUAUGGCUGGUAUAUAGAUUAUAUUAGCAAUAUAUAUAUUUUUAUUUUACGAUCAGAUGAAAUCAAUGGAUUCACCUUCUAUUUCAGAAUUAUUAAAGUAUAGUUAAUUUUCUGGUCAUAUGGUUGUUGCCUUAUUAUUUUAGAUUUUAUGUAUAUUAAUAGAUAGAUAUAUACUUUAAUAUAAACCAAAAUCUACUUAAUAUAGUAUUAUAGAUGUAUUUUUUAAGAGUGGAAAUAAUCUCAAUUAAAAUUAAGCGAUGAUUCAUCAAUUUAAUUAGUCUAAAAAUUAGAUGGAACCAGAAGAAAUUAAAUAAAUGGAAAUUCAGAUGCGAUAAACUGUUGGAGGAGGAUAAAAAUAAAAUAAUAAUAAUAAUGAAGAGACUAAUGUUCCAAUUUUUAGAAAAGCUAGAUCAUUGUCAUAUUCUGAAAGAAAAUAAAUUGAAUAAAAGUAAGUAGAAUAAGUGGCUUUAAGAUAUAAGUAUUAUUUUUAGGUAGUGUUAUUAAUAUCUAUAAAUCUUUAUUUAUUAUAUUAGAUUAGAUAGAGUACUUGUAAUGUAGCUGGAGAAUGUUAAUAUAUUACUUACAAUAUAUUUAUGAUUCUUUUUUACAUGUUGAUUUGUUUGUAUUUCUUUUUGUCUUCUAUUUAAAUCAAAUAUGGAAUUAAUGAUUAGAUUGUAAAAAUAAUUUAUUAUAAAAGGCUUAAAAUACUUUGAUGAAAGGAUACAAGUUCCACAAUUUUGUUAUUUUUAAAAUUUAUAAAUUGAUGCCUUUUUUAUUUGAAUUGAGAACAAUAUGUGAUUGGGCAUUUUCUGAAACUUCAUUAACAUUAUUUUAAUGGAUAAAAUUAGAAGAAAUUCAUUCCUUAUUAUAUUUGGCAAAGUGUAAUUCAUAUUUCUUUUCAAAUAAGAAAGUAGGAGCUAAGAUAGCAUUCCAUACAAAAUUUUCAUUAGGAUUUUUGGUAAUAAUAGUAUUAUUGGCUUUAUUGUUUGGUCCAAUAUUUUUAUAUUCUCCAUUAAAUCCAACAUUUUAGAAUGAUAAUUUAAUAGGAGCUAAUAUAGAAGUAGGUUUGAAAAUAAAUAAAACGAAUUAUUUUACAUUAUUUGUAAAUUCACAUGUAAGUGAUAUACAUUAGAUAAGUGAAUAUGAAUGGAAUGCAAAGAAUUUAUCAUAAUAUAAAUUUUUAAAUAACAUUGAUAAGGAAUCAUUAUAAAUAGUGAAAUUGACUCAUUUUUCAGAUACAUAUUGGGAUAUUAGUUAUCCUAGUUUAUAUUCAUUAUCAGAGAAUUUGAAAAAUGUAAUAGAUAAGAAAGGAACAUCAACAUUUAAUUUGAUAUAAACAUAUAGAUUUAUGAGAUAAUAUACAGAUUAGACAUCAUAAUUUGUGAGUGAUAAUUAUGAAUUGAAUAUAAAUACAUUAAGAUAGAUAUAUGAAUCGAUAGUAAGUUGUUAGGAAGAUAAAUAAAUGAUUGGUCCAAUAUAAUUAUAGAAGUUUUAUCAUGAUUUUAUUAGGAUAGAUAAGAAUAAGGAUAUUACAAUAUUAGAUGAGGGUUUGAUGAAUUCAGUAAUAAUAUAAUUAAAUUGUACAGCAAAUGAUUAAUUUUGGUGGUCAAUAUAUUCAGAUUAUAAAUAAUCAGUAGGUAUAAAAUUCUACAUAGUGAGUGAUAAAUAUUCAAGUGCAUUAUUGGGAUACUCAAUAUUAGGGUUUUAUAUAACAAUAGUAUAUGUGGCAGGUAAGAUGGCAAGAGGAAUAAUGUCAGGUGGGAUAGAUCUUAUAAUGUUAUAAGACAUGCCAUAUCCUGAUAAUUUAUUAAAAAUAUGUGAAGCUAUAAUAAUGGCUAGAGUAGAGAAAGAUUUAAUUUAAGAAGAACUGCUUUACUUUUAGUUGAUAGAUGUUAUAAGAUCACCAUAGUUAAUGAGAAAUAUAUCAGGUAGUUUUGUAACACAAAGAUUACAGAGAUUAGAAAUAGAUAAAUAAAUUUAGAAAAAGAAAUGAG
Paramecium sonneborni is the source of this 7860-nucleotide messenger RNA. Lineage: Eukaryota; Ciliophora; Oligohymenophorea; Peniculida; Parameciidae. The record is from the annotation of a GenBank genome assembly.